This is a messenger RNA of Penicillium canariense, 1032 nucleotides long. RefSeq lists its product as uncharacterized. The transcript has a single exon. The coding region runs from base 1 to 1032 and encodes 343 amino acids. The record is from RefSeq and is a predicted model, not a curated record. Lineage: Eukaryota; Fungi; Ascomycota; Eurotiomycetes; Eurotiales; Aspergillaceae.
AUGGCGAUUUUCGACUCGGAGAAGCGCCCACGCGGCCUGCGCGUACCGUCCCUGACGGCUAUGAAAAACAGCAGCGCCGCCGCCAAGUCGCAGUUCUCUUUCCACAGUAAGAAAUCCAACGACUCGCACGAAGAUUGCACGGCGCCCGCCUCGGGCCUCGCUGCUGCACCUGCACCGGCGCCCAAGUCUGCACCGCCUCGAGAUAAGCAACUCCCGCCUCCCCCGAUGGAGAAGCGGCCGCAGCCGGGCCCUGCCCCGCCGCGGUCAUCCUCGAUGGUGCCCCCGCGUCGAGAGGUAGCUCGCAACCACAGACCCGGCGAGACUUCACCUGUCAUGGGAACACCGACGACGGGGUUGCGACAAGCUUCGCAGGUGUCCCCUGCAGUUGCAGCCACGCCACAAUCACCGCCGCAAUCGCAGUCACCUCAAGUACGAGCGUACGCUCCAUCGCCUCAAUCGCCGCCCGCUUCUCAUGAAGGCCUGGUUUAUCAGUUGUCCCAGGCUGCCCCAACUCCUCCAAACCCCCAGUCCCCUCCGACCCGGCACGCAGCAUCCCAAGAGUUCCAAGCCCCAGCUGCAGUCAUGUCCGCGCCUCAAGCAUCCGAAUCAGCUCCACAUCCACAGGCAUCCUCGGCAGCACGAACACAUACUAUAUCUCCCCCACCACAAGCCGAGACCGACGCCUUGACCCCACUGGAAGACUUCAUCCCAACUCCUGAUGGCGCAGGCACGCCUUUGGAACCAGUGUCCAGUGACGAACAGGCUCCACCCGACACCUAUACACCACCCGAGCUCGAGCCUGUCGCAGCACCACUGGGCAAGGUCCACUUUGCCUGCUUCCAGGAGCACAGCAACAUGGUGGUUGUGCAAAAUGUGUGGUGUCCGGUGCCGUGCAUGACGUGCAACAAGUUCGACCGCGAGAUUCGGCAUCGCUGUGUAUUCUGCUGCCUACGUGUCUGUGAGAGCUGCAAUCUGGUGCUGCAGAAGUGUCAGAGGCGGUCGUUGGCGGAGCUCUUGGGCCAGCUGGGCUGA